AUGGACGCAUCUGCCCUCCCACCCUCCACGGAAGGAUCGCACACAGCAAGUAUCGAGAACCCUCAGCCACCUGAGCCCCCACGAGCAUUUUACUGGGACUUCCACCAUAUCCGCCUCGAUUUCCCGCCAGAUGGCGUAAGUCAAGUCAUCGUCUUUGAAUACUGGAGCUGGAACGACGAUUCAAACACCGCCUCAAAACCUUCACAGGUCGUCCGCCGAAAGGACGAGUACAAACAGGACCAGAUCGUCCAGCGCCUGCACGAACCCAUUCCUCUGCACGAGGGCCGUCUCCCGACGUCAGGGUUCCAGCUUGCGGUUGUGCCGUGUUCGCAGCAGGCGAUACCACAACUAGGGAGUGCGACGCUAGGCGCGAUCAACGAGGCGCUGGGCUUGCCGAAUCACCACCAUCAUUAUAGCUCUGUGCGGUCUGGUGCGAUCGGGCUGUUUCAGAUGCCUGACGAGGGCUGGCUAUUCGCCCGGCCCCGUGCUCCUGACUUCUCCUCCAUCACAACGAUGCUCCGCUAUACACCAGCAACGAACAUUACCCGCGGGGUCUUCUACUUCGAUCCUCUCUUCCCGCAGCUCUACAACAUUAUCGGCGAGUUCGAGAUGUGCCCGCAUCCGCUCCUCCUCCCGCUUUUAGCGUGCGAACUCACACUGGACGUGAACGUCAACCAUCUGGAGCGGUAUCAGACGUCGCUGGAACAGAUGGAGGGGGCGACAGGGUAUGGCGUGCUCAACGAGAAGCAAGAUAACUUCCUUGACCACAGGAUGCUCGUGAAGCAGCUGAGUAAAGCGAGGAGCGGGGUCCACCUCGCCCUUGCAACGCUGCACUCGACGCGGUGGUGUGUCGAGUUUAUUCUGAAGAAGAUCGAUUGGGUGGAUGGGCGGCUGACGCCGGAAACACGGAACAGGCUCAAGAAUCUGCAUACUGGUGGACAUAUGCAGGGAGAUGCGUCAAGGGCGCUCCGUGAGCGCGCGGAGUUCGUGUCGAGCACGAUCGAGCAUGCGGUGUUGCGCGGAGGGGUCAAGGAGAGACUCGAAGGACAGCAUUCCACGCUCUUUAACCUGAUCACACAGAACGACAGCCUGCUCAGCACAAGUAUCGCGCAGGAUUCGCGCGAAAUCGCCGCGGCGAGUAAGCGCGACAGCUCGAGUAUGAAAAUCAUUGCGUUCUUGACGACCUUCUUUCUCCCUGCCACAUUUGUUGCCCUGACCAGCCGCUAG
Molecule: messenger RNA, 1227 nt
Organism: Aspergillus nidulans FGSC A4
Lineage: Eukaryota; Fungi; Ascomycota; Eurotiomycetes; Eurotiales; Aspergillaceae
Exons: 3
Coding region: 1-1227 (408 amino acids)
Source: RefSeq, a predicted model, not a curated record